UCUGCUGCGAUGGAGUCAGUUCUGUCAAAGCCUCGGUUCCACCUGGAUCUCUGGCUGAGCUUCACCGUCCAGAACUGGAUCCUGGAUGUGGGCCGGCCUGUUGUCAUGCUCGUCUUCCCAGCAGACUGGUUUCCUCUGAACCGUCCCGGUGCUGCAGAAUACCUCCACCUACUGUACAACAUCACCACACCGCUCAUCCUGCUCAAAAUGCUUGAACGCAGCCCCAGGACACUGCCCCGCCAUGUCGUCCACCUCGGCAUCAUCGCCGUCAUCAUGGGAACCAGCCUCCACCUGGCGGCCGACUCCAUCAUCAGACGGCUGCUGCUGAUUGGCUACGAGCUGCAUCUGUCAGUCAGAGAGAAUCCAGUCAUGAAGAACCUGGAACCCUCCUCCCUGAUCGACUCUUUUGAGCUUCUGUUUUACUUCGACGACACUCUUGGUCAUCUGAUGUGGUAUGUUCCUCUCUUCCUCGUCCUCUUCCUCUUCUUCAGUGGUGGUUUUAGUCACAGGAAACAUCAGGAGAAGAUGCCGGCAGCAGCGUGGAUGCUGCUUAUACCCAGCGCUGCCUACUACUGGUACCUGAUCACUGAGGGACAGACCUUCAUCCUCUUCAUCUUCACCUUUUUCGCCAUGACCGCCACAGUGAUGCACCAGAGGAGGCGCGGCAUGGUUCCCGACGGCAACGGCCUCUUCGUGCUCUACAGUUUCUCUGCAGCUCUGUGUCUGGUGGCGGUCUGGGUGGCCUGUCUGUGGAACGACAGCGUCCUGAGGAAGAAGUACCCCGGGCUGAUCUACGUCCCGCAGCCUCGUGCCGUGUUCACACUCCACCUCGGUCAGAAAAGCCCGGCAUAACAGAAUUUCAAAAGACAAGUUUGAAAGACAAAAAGCCAUCACUUUAACAGAAAGAUGAAGAAGCCAAAGUUGCAUAGUCCAUGUCAGGAAAGGGCUUAAUAAACCUUUUAUCACUCAAA
Messenger RNA from Micropterus dolomieu (smallmouth bass), 971 nucleotides. It is a transcript of the gene cln6b, whose product is annotated as CLN6 transmembrane ER protein b. The record is from RefSeq and is a predicted model, not a curated record. Lineage: Eukaryota; Metazoa; Chordata; Actinopteri; Centrarchiformes; Centrarchidae. Bases 10 to 852 code for a protein of 280 amino acids. The transcript is spliced from 7 exons.